AUGAAGCAAGACGAGGUUGAAGGAGAUGAUUAUGAUGCUGACAAGAUCAAUUCUGAAAAAGAAAACAGGGAAAAAUUGGCAAAGAGUCAGGUGGUGGAAUUGGUUAAGACGGGAGAUCUUUUCCUCAACAAAACAGUUUUGAAAGCGAGGUUUGAGUUAUGUGCAAUGAAGCAUAACUUUCACUACACAGUUUCCAACUCCAAUAAAUCAGUUUGGUGUAUUAGAUGCGCUGAUAAGGUGUGCUUUUGGGGUGCUCGAGCUGAGUGUUUGAAGGGCUCCACAUAUUUUAUUAUUAAGAAGUAUGUCGGUGUACAUUCCUGCGCACCUUCAAACAAAACCAGUGCCGGAAAGACAGCUUCAGCGAAAACGAUAGGCAGUCUGGUAAUGCAUAAAUAUGAAGGUAUCAAGGAAGGGCCUAAAGCGAAAGAUAUUGUUCAGAUUAUGCGUAAUGAUUAUGGAUGUGAGAUCUCUGAUUCUUUAGCAUGGGAUUCCCGUGAAUAUGCAGUCAACGCUGUUAGAGGUAUUCCUGAGGAAAGUUAUGGGAAAAUACCAAAAUACUUGCACAUGCUGCAAGAGGCCAAUCUGGGUACACAUUCCUCUUACAAGACUGACGUCGAUGGUAGAUUUCGAUAUCUGUUUAUAGCGUUUGGUCAAUCGAUCAGAGGCUUUAACACAGUCAUGAGGCGUGUCAUUGUUGUCGAUGGAACAUUCUUGAAGAUAGACUCUGAGAAUGAACAGUCUUGGGAAUGGUUUAUGAGACAAUUAAAAGUUGUUGUUGCUGAUGAUAAUGGUUUGGCUUUUAUUUCGGAUAGACAAGUGUCAAUAGCGAAGGCACUGGAGAAAGUGUAUCCGCUAGCGAGACAUGGUAUUUGCAUUCAUCAUUUGUUGAAUAAUGUGAUAUCGUAUUUCAAGGGGAAGGGAUUAGCUGGGUUGAUUUCUAAGGCUUCAAAGGCUUAUAGAGUGGUUGAUUUCAAGAAGACGUUUGCUCAUGUUUGCAAUAUCAGUCCAGCAAUUGGAAAUUAUCUUAUGGAAGCAGAUGUCAAAAAGUGGGCUAGAUGUCAAUUUCAUGGAUACAGGUAUGACAUUAGGACAAACAAUCCUGCAGAGUCGAUAAAUUAUGUGUUGCGUUCGCCGAGAGAGUUUCCCGUAAUUCCUUUGUUGGACAGUAUUAGAGAAAUGCUGACACGCUGGUUUUUUAAGCGUAAGCAAUCGAUUUCAAAGCACACCCACCGUUUGACCAUAAAUGUGGAGGAAAAGAUUGAUAGAAAAAUUGGAAAGGGGGAAACUUUCAGAGUUUACCCUGUAACCGAUAGCCAACUGCUUGUUAAAGGUGAUACAAUUGACUGA
Messenger RNA from Brassica napus (rape), 1347 nucleotides. RefSeq lists its product as uncharacterized. The transcript is spliced from 2 exons. The record is from RefSeq and is a predicted model, not a curated record. The coding region runs from base 1 to 1347 and encodes 448 amino acids. NCBI's taxonomy places the organism in Eukaryota, Viridiplantae, Streptophyta, Magnoliopsida, Brassicales, Brassicaceae.